This is a messenger RNA of Pseudomyrmex gracilis, 1066 nucleotides long. It is a transcript of the gene Vkor, whose product is annotated as vitamin K epoxide reductase complex subunit 1. Gene Ontology annotation, biological process: vitamin K metabolic process; peptidyl-glutamic acid carboxylation. Gene Ontology annotation, molecular function: vitamin-K-epoxide reductase (warfarin-sensitive) activity. The record is from RefSeq and is a predicted model, not a curated record. Bases 403 to 903 code for a protein of 166 amino acids. NCBI's taxonomy places the organism in Eukaryota, Metazoa, Arthropoda, Insecta, Hymenoptera, Formicidae. The transcript is spliced from 3 exons.
GAGAACAAGUUUCCGUAUCGGUGAGUGUGUGACUUAAUCGAAACUGAAUCGAGGUGACUGCCGAUUAAGUUCAAUCUGACACUUCCUCGCUACCUCCCUCAAAAUAUCGAUUCUCCUACUCGGCUUUCAAAGAAGUUGUUUAUUCAAACAGUUUAUUAUCGCUGUAACAUCAUCUCGAGGUGACCUCCGAUAGUGUCAUCAGUGAGCACAUUACAAUGUGUAUGUGACCUAUGUGCGCGCAGUGAAGCGCUCAUUUGUGUCCAGUAACAAGUAAGAGAGCGAGUGCUUGGUAUAUAAAGGAAGAGUUUUUUUUAUCAAUCAUAUCAGUCGGUGAUUACUAAAUUCGCUUAGUGGUAUCGCGAAACUACCAAACACAGCUAUUGUCGUAUCAUCAGCAACACGAUGCCGGCAGCUCAAGAUUCCGUGAUAAGAAAACUCAACGCCGGACUCGUGACCGCGUGCGUAAUCGGCCUCGUAUUGUCGUACUACGCGUACCUGGUGGAAACCAAGAGGGAACAUGACAGUUCGUACGAACCGAUGUGCGACAUCUCCGAGCACAUCAGCUGCACCAAAGUGUUCAUGUCUGAAUAUGGCAAAGGAUUCGGACUGAUGCCGAAGAAUUCCAUGUUUAACGUUCCAAAUUCCAUAUACGGUUUAUUAUUUUACACGCAGAUGUCAAUUUUCAGUAUGAUUAACGAUUACGCCUUCUCUGGCGUGGUUGUUGCUCUGGGACUGCUUUCUAAUAUCGGCUCGAUAUAUUUGGCUUAUCUGUUGUAUAUGUUUAAUGAUAUCUGCGUGGUGUGCAUUAGCACAUACGUUGUAAACGCGGCGAUUACGUAUCUUGCAAUUAAGAAGUUUCGAAUAUUGCACGUCAGUACCAAGAACAAAAAGAAAAUGAAAUAAAUGUGAGAAGUUUAAUCGCAAUUUUUGCACAGUUACGAAUUGAAGAUAUUAAAAAUUCUUUUUUUUUUUUUACUAUAUAUUUUUUUAUUCAAUUUAUGUGUCAAUGUAUAUAUAUUUUUUUAGGCAGAGAUAAUAUCGUUUAGAUUACCUUUCCAUCGUGAAU